Molecule: messenger RNA, 651 nt
Organism: Dentiscutata heterogama
Lineage: Eukaryota; Fungi; Glomeromycota; Glomeromycetes; Diversisporales; Gigasporaceae
Source: the annotation of a GenBank genome assembly
AGCAGAUAUUUAAAACAAAUUAAAGAUGUAAAACUACGUCCGCAUAAAAUUCGCAGAGAUUUUUGGAAACCUAUCAUAGCAGUAACUGGUUUCUCUAGUUAUGGCUCUGUGACAGCCACUCAUAAUGCAGUUCGGGAUAAACUUGACACAUAUCCAAAACCCCCCGAUUAUAAACAAACUGCUCGAAAAAUUCGCCAAAUCGAAGACAUGGAUCAAAUUGAUAAAAGCAUUUGCAACUUAUGUUACGCAUUAAAUAAAUUAGGGUUGAAAGGUAUGGAAAGUAAUGAAACUAGCAGAAUUAAAAUUUUUUGGGAAAGAGAAACUUUAAAAGAUGUUCCAGCAGAGAAAGCUGGUUUGGAAUGGCCUAGAUUUGUUGUGCAUAAAAAGCUGCUUUUAGACAGAGGGAGAUUGAUGAUGAACACUGAGUUUGGACCAAAGCCGUUUAAAGUUAGGCAGGCUUAUAAAGAAGAAAAACUAAAAGAAAAAGCGAGAAAACUUGAAGAAAGAUUGAAGAGAAUUCAAUUGAAGAGAGAGAAAGGUGGUAUUAAAAGCAUUGGUGUUAUGAAUAGAUUGCUCGUAGGAGGAAAAUCAGCGAGCGAAAGCAAAAUCAAUGUUUCUGAUCAGAGUUCUCUUCCAGAAUCUGAUCCUUAG